AUUUGAUAUAAUACAGGGAAGAAUGUUAUGUGUAGUGAUGUUAUUCUCAAACAAUAUUUUUAAUAACUUUAACGCCAAUAAGGGUCGAGUGUUUGUUUCACUUAUAGAUAUUAUAAGUCAUAAAUAUGUCCUCUUUUCACAGUCCAGUGCAUAAUAUGAUAGACUCUUCUUCGCUCUUUCACUGACUCUUCAAAUCUUUAUUCACUGAUAUUAUUAUUACGGCCGAGAAAUGUAUAAUAAUAUAAUGGAUUCGUACUUCUGGUGAAUAACAAACACCAGUCCAUAAUAUAUAUAGUGAAUGUCAGUUGCUUUUAGGGCUGACAUUACUUUUAACAGAAUCUAGUGAACAGAAUAUAUUGUAUAAAAUAUAUUAGUGGGUUUGGAGAGUCGGAAGGGGCCACUCGUUAACAGUUAACCUGUGCUAACCUCAUCGCUCACAACCGACUAACACACACUAACAGAUCAAUCAAAUCAAUUAUAAUAAAGUGCUGUAUUAUUGGCGCACAAACCCAUGUCUAGUGCCGAUAGAAAACGCAAUUCUAUGCGAAAGAGGCAAACAAUGGGCAAAGAGAAGGACAGAGGGAAGUGUUGGUGUUGUCGAAGACUUCUUGCCUUUCUAUUCUCGCACAUAGGGCUCGGAUUCUUAGUCUUUGCCUACAGUCUGGUCGGAGCCUUCAUUUUUCGUCACUUCGAAGAGCCCUAUGAAAAAGGAAAGGCAUUGGAAGUGUUUUCAAUACGAAACACAACUGUCCACAAGCUAUGGACCAAAACACUGGAACUGAAUGUACUUUACAAAGAGAACUGGACAUCAAUGGCAUCGAUAGAAAUUGAAAAAUUCCAACAAAACCUCAUUCAAGCCGUGAGAGAAGGAUAUGACGGCAAACAAACGACGGGAACUUCCAAUCAUAACCAGUGGUCACUAUUCGGGUCAUGGAUUUAUAGCGUCACUGUUAUCACAACUAUCGAUCCUAUACUCCAGUUCUACACAGUAUUCCGUAUAUAUUCUGUAUUUAUACACACACACUAUGCCAUCCAAAGUGCCUUAUGUGUGACUGCCGUGGAUAUGGUGGUGGAUAUGGGUGUGAAAUCAUCAAAUCAGAUACUGUUUGAUAUACUCUAA
This is a messenger RNA of Medioppia subpectinata, 1120 nucleotides long. The record is from the annotation of a GenBank genome assembly. Lineage: Eukaryota; Metazoa; Arthropoda; Arachnida; Sarcoptiformes; Oppiidae.